AUCUUGUAUUACCAAUGCUUUGGAACGAUCCAAGAAAAGAUCAGCUCGGCAGGCAAACCUCCAGGUCGGGUUGACGUACAAGUAUAAUCCCGUAUUAGCCCGGAAUAGACAGAUUCUAGCUACUCAUUCCAAUUAUCACUCAGGCUCCCUACCUUGACUUUUCUAGGCGAAUAUGGCUUCCCCUUUCAAUACUUGGUUAGUUACCGGUUGUUCCAGCGGGUUCGGCGAACUAUUUGUUCGGCAACUCCUAGCCUUGGGGCACAACGUCAUUGCAACCGGACGCAAUGCAGACACCAAACUCGCCCAUCUCAAGGACACCGGCGCUAGUAUUCUGAAUCUAGACGUCUCAGCACCUCCAAAUGAGAUAGACGCCAUAUUAACCGAUGCGUGGAACAUAUACCCCGGGGGUAUUGAUGUGGUUGUCAACAACGCUGGUUACAUUCUGAGUGGUGCAAUUGAGGAGAUAACCCCGGAAGAAAUGGAGCAAGUCAUGAAGACGAACUUUCAUGGUCCUUUAAAUAUUACUAGAUCUCUACUUCCUAAACUCCGCGCUAAAGGCACCGGUACACUCCUUUAUAUUAGUUCCCAAGCAGGUUGGCACGCCGAUCCUGGUGCUGCUGGAUAUUGUGGGAGCAAAUUUGCUCUCGAAGGCGCUGUUGAAUGUCUCGCCCAUGAACUGGCAAUAUUCGCGCCUGGCUUGAAGGUUUUAACCAUCGAGCCAGGAUACUUCCGUACUCGCGCUUUUGGUAAUAUCAAUCAUGUCCCUCCCCGUGUACCAGAAUACGCCAAAUUCAACGCCGCCGUCCGCAAAGUAGAACAAGGUACCGUAGGUAAAGAGCCUGGUAAUGCUGAAAAGGGUGUCGCGAUCAUGAUUGAUUUGGUAAAGGGGACUGGUGUUGCUGCGGGGAAACAAGUCCCGUUACGGGUGCCGCUGGGAAGUGACGGGUGGUCUAGAAUUAGAGCCAAGUGUGAAGGUAUGGUAAAUAUUUGUGAUGAUUGGGAGGAUGUAGCCAGGAGCACAGAUAUAAAAUAAAAAUACCCAUGGAUUCUGAUUGACAUGGGCGGAUUGUACCUAGGUAUAUGUCUGAAUAAGAAGCUAUCCCUAUACUAUUUGCUUAUUCCACAUCCCA
This is a messenger RNA of Hypoxylon trugodes, 1130 nucleotides long. RefSeq lists its product as uncharacterized. The transcript has 3 exons. Lineage: Eukaryota; Fungi; Ascomycota; Sordariomycetes; Xylariales; Hypoxylaceae. The record is from RefSeq and is a predicted model, not a curated record. Bases 173 to 1033 code for a protein of 286 amino acids.